Podarcis muralis (Common wall lizard) is the source of this 954-nucleotide messenger RNA. Its product is annotated as olfactory receptor 14A16-like. Gene Ontology annotation, cellular component: membrane. Gene Ontology annotation, molecular function: olfactory receptor activity; G protein-coupled receptor activity. NCBI's taxonomy places the organism in Eukaryota, Metazoa, Chordata, Lepidosauria, Squamata, Lacertidae. Gene Ontology annotation, biological process: G protein-coupled receptor signaling pathway. The record is from RefSeq and is a predicted model, not a curated record.
AUGAUGAACCAGUCAAGAGUAAGUGGAUUCCUUCUACAUGGAUUCCCUGAUAUUCGGGAGGUGCAGGUAAUUCACAUCAGCCUUUUUGUCAUAAUAUAUUUGGUGGCCCUCAUAGAAAACCUUAUCAUCAUCACUGUCAUCUUCUACAGCCACCAGCUUCAUACACCCAUGUAUUUCUUUCUGGCCAACCUGUCAUUGCAAGACAUUGGCUCCAUAUCGGUUACAGUUCCCAAGUCCAUUGCAAAUUCCUUGAUGAAGACCCAAACCAUCUCUUACUCUGGAUGUGUUUGCCAAAUAUUCUUCCUUGUUUUCUUCAUGAUGUCCCACUACGUCUUCCUUGGUGUCAUGGCAUAUGAUCGCUAUGUUGCCAUCUGCAAUCCACUGCAUUAUGAGACUGUCAUGAACAAGAAAGCUUGCAUUCAGAUGGCAACCAGUGCAUGGAUUGGUGGAUUUUUCUAUACAACAAUGUACACCGGAACAACAUUCAGAGUUGAGUUCUGUUCUAAUGUCAUCAAUCAGUUUUUCUGUGAAAUACCACAACUGCUGAAGAACUCUUGCUCUGACUCGGAUAACACUGCGAUUUGGGUUCUGACUUUUGGAGCUUGUUUAGCCUUCAUCUACUUUGCUCUUAUUGCUUUUUCUUACAUUCACAUCUUCAGAGCAGUCCUGAAAAUCCCAUCCAAACAAGGGAAGCAAAAAGUCUUCUCAACUUGUUUGCCUCACCUUAUUGUUAUCACCCUGUUUUUGGUAAGUGGCACCUUUGUCUAUUUAAGACCAACAUCUGGGUCCCCAUCAGCAUUUGACCUCUUGGUUUCUAUGUUCUACUGCAUGGUGCCACCACUAAUGAAUCCAAUCAUCUAUAGCAUAAGAAACAAAGAUCUUAAAAUGGCAUUCUGGAAGUUGCUGGUAAAUAUUUCCCCCCAAUUCUUAGACAAAAACCAUUCUCCAUUUUAG